AGAGGGAAAGGGGGGGCUGGGGGUGGACUGGCGCCGAACACAGAAGAAGCAUAAGGUACAACACUGCUGUGCGGAUACUCUUCAUCAAACAAGCGGCUGAAUGAAGGAUCGAUAGUUUGGGGCAUGAUCAAUUUUCCAUAGCUACAAUCCACGAGAUUUCUCGAUUGCAUUGCGGAUCUCGAUGUACAAACGUUGGCCAUGCGUCUUGGUGUGGUUUUGGAGCUGUCGUGAUAAGCUGACCGCGUCUGCAUGGUACAUACAGUACAUGCUCGAUGCAGAUGUUGAGAUGUUCUCCUGCCCUGCUGUGUCGUUCCAACAGCCUUUCUCCACUCUUACCCUGUGCUCGCUCUCGGACCUUUUCCCUCAGACAGCAAUCACACAUUACAUCACCGUGCAGUGCAGUGCAGUGCAGCACAGUGCUGUGCUCAUUCUCCCAGUCAUUCCUCCAAGCGGAAAGUCGGUCUGUCUCAUACCCCGGUCCCCGCCUGCUCAUCCGCUUCCAGACCCCCAUGCAUGGCGGGCGCACAAGCGUGGGUCGGAGAUUUCAGGGAUAUGUGCUGUUGCUGUUGAGGACAGGGAGGUGGGAGUCGAAGUGGGGCGGAAAAUAGAAUGCUACGCUAGCAGUCAGUCGUGGUACACGGACCGGAUGAUUUGUUUGUGUGACUGAGGAGGCUGGGGUGCUGUGCCGUGGGGUGGGGUAUGUUUGAGAAGGCAAAGAAAAAGGCGGUGCGGUGGGUACACGACCGAUUCUAAGACUGGCGGCGCGGCGGUGGGCUGAUGCGCAUGCGGGCGGCGUAGAGCUGGGGUUGGGAUUCCAG
Messenger RNA from Trematosphaeria pertusa, 818 nucleotides. RefSeq lists its product as uncharacterized. The coding region runs from base 182 to 667 and encodes 161 amino acids. The transcript has a single exon. The record is from RefSeq and is a predicted model, not a curated record. NCBI's taxonomy places the organism in Eukaryota, Fungi, Ascomycota, Dothideomycetes, Pleosporales, Trematosphaeriaceae.